UGAGUGAAAAUCAUUAGCUCUCAGACUGUGAGUAAGGAAAGAGUUCUGACGUAAAUUGAACAAUUGCGGAGUAUUUCACAGCAAUAUUUUAGGUGUUAGCAUUGCAAGUCAUUCCUUUUUAAGAGAAGGUUUAUGCGAAAGUCUGGCGAGCUGAUCGCAGAGCAGCCAGUGACGUGAUUGGUGGAGAUCAGAACCUCAAGUUGAUUGUACUAUUUCAUAGAAGACGCAGCUUCAGCAGGGCUAGUGAAAACUGACCGUUUGAAAUGGCCGAAGAGAACAGACUACAAUCUUUUCGCAACAUUGUGAAUGACUACGUCGGUUACAGACUUCGACAGAAGAACAUUUUCUUGCCAGGAUAUCAUGAGAAUUUGCCUCCAUCGAAGGCAGCCCGUCAUUUGCGACGGGUAGCAGACGAACUCAUAGAAGAGAACAGCCAAUUGUUUGAUUCCAUGUGCGACCAACUUCACCUCACUCAUGCCACAACUUAUCCUACCUUUGUGGGAAUUGCGGAUGAAAUUUUCCAGAAUGGUGAAAACUGGGGUCGCAUAGUGGCGUUUCUGGCAUUUGGGGCCACUUUAGCUGUACAUUGUGCGCAAAAAGAGGAUCUUGCUUCAAAUAUUGACAACAUUGUCGACUGGGUCUCCGUGUACAUGAACGAAAAACUUAGCCCAUGGAUCGACGACAACGGUGGAUGGGAUGGUUUCGUUGCCUUCUUCAACAGAGACGACGAAUCUCCAGGAGAUGGGAAUAAAGGCUGGCAUGUCGCUGCUGUUGCUGGGCUUGGUUUGGGUGCCCUGCUCAUGUUGGCAUGCAGAUGAAAGGCAUUAAAAUUGUUGAAACAUAGUUACUGUAAUGUUUUAUAGACCAGUUUUAUCUUUUUCUUCUCUGCUGGUAUUUUAUCUUGCUAGUUUUUUUAGUUUGGUUGGACUUUGUUAAUAAUACAGUGAUUACAUAAUCUCUAUGUUGUAAAAAGAAACUGGAUGAAAGAUUAAGAAGGAUCAAGAAUGUUUUAUCAAACAUUUUGUAGCAGGAAGAAAAAUCAUCCAGAAGAUAGAACUACCAUUAUUACUGUAGAAAGGGAUUAACUUAUGAAAAGGGAGGUGGUGUCAGUUGUGUGUAUCUUUUAGAUCAGUGAGCAUGUUACAUUUUUAGCUUGAUAUACAGGACUGUUGAUUAUCCAAGAGUGAUGUAUGUGAAAUAUAUUUUCUAGCUCAAAACUGCAGAUUACCUUGGGCAUUAAAGCAGUCAUUUGUAAAACCGAUGCACAGACAUCUUUGUAUCUUCUGUGAAGAACUUAUAAUUAUUAUUAUUUAAGUCAGUCUGUAAUUAAAAGAAUCUGUAUGUGAAUAUACAUGUACCAACACCCGAUACUGCAUAUUUUGAUUACAUUCUAUCUACAGUAACAUGAUAUGAUUACUUUUAGGUGAUAUAAUGAAAAAGAAUCUAUUCCAUGUUGAUUUCAAAGUGUUCAAAAUCCUAGAAGAUAUGUGUUCUCUAUGUUUCUAAUAGCGAAUGGCAAAAGAAAAAAAGAAGCAAAAUAAAAUUAAAAAAACUGUUAACAAGGUAUUUACGGAAAGGAAGAAUAUUUCGAUAUGUUUCGAGUUCAUACAUGCAAGUGUGUUGUUAGUUGAUACAUAUUUUACAUCAACUAUUUGAUGCCUGGGUGUUGUGUAACUAAAGUAAAAAAUAUUGGUGUUUUAAUUUGAUUUGGAGAGCAGCUGUGAGGGUUAUAUAUUUAUAUAUAGAUUUGUUUUGAAACUACUUCCAGAGAUAAAGAUUAUCUUAGUUUUAUUGCAGUGAAACCAUAAGGGUUAUUGAAGAUACAGCUCUGUUAAGGUAUUUAAAGUUUAAGAAAUUAAAAGUUUCAAAACAACAGAAAGGAACUUAAAGGAAAUUACUCUGAUAUGACAAAGCAACUUUCUCUCACUAUGAAAUAAGCCUGAAUGGAAAAGAAUGAAAUGAAGUAAUAAAGUUGUGCCUGUCAAA
Messenger RNA from Pocillopora damicornis (cauliflower coral), 1986 nucleotides. Its product is annotated as apoptosis regulator Bcl-2. The record is from RefSeq and is a predicted model, not a curated record. Gene Ontology annotation, cellular component: mitochondrial outer membrane. NCBI's taxonomy places the organism in Eukaryota, Metazoa, Cnidaria, Anthozoa, Scleractinia, Pocilloporidae. Gene Ontology annotation, molecular function: BH domain binding. Gene Ontology annotation, biological process: regulation of apoptotic process; intrinsic apoptotic signaling pathway in response to DNA damage; release of cytochrome c from mitochondria.